This is a messenger RNA of Symbiodinium sp. CCMP2592, 1473 nucleotides long. NCBI's taxonomy places the organism in Eukaryota, Dinophyceae, Suessiales, Symbiodiniaceae. The record is from the annotation of a GenBank genome assembly.
AUGCGCAACAUGGAAACGGGAAACGACUCUCAAAGCCACACAGCCGCCCUCGUGCCAGACAGAAGGGCCCCCGGCACCCUCGACUGCCCAGUUUGUGAGAGUCCAGCAAAAAAAGAUGGCGUGGGAAGCAGGCACGUGACGGGCACGAGCGCGGCCCGGGGUGGCGAGGAAGUGGCUUCAGGCGGCAUGAGAGUCGCGACUUCGCAUGACCCAUACGAGAGAGCCCUGCAGGGGGCAAUGUGGCAAUGGCUUGCAGAGGGUUGUUUUAUGAGACAUCAGUACACAGACAUACUUCGUGGGACGUCCACUUCCUGGCCCGCAGCCCGGGUUGAGAGGCGGGCCAGCUCGGAGCCUCGAGGUCCUCAGUCCCACGCCAUGGCAGCCAUACCUUGGAACGAGCGCACCCUCUUCACUCCAGUGGAGUCAGGUGUCGGAGGCCUUAUGGUUGGCAUGUCUGCCGCAAUGGCCUACCUCAUUGACGGAAAGAUCACUGGGAUCUCGGGAAUCGUCGGCCCUUUUGUGAGGGGAGCUACGAAGUGCGAACCGGUGAAGGAUGGGCAGCUGUGGAAGCUUCUGUUUCUGACGGGCCUCUUCCUGGGCGGCUGGAUUGACCUGGCCGCGAAUUGGGAUUUCUCCUUCCCGAACGUGCCCCGAUUGAAUAUCUUCCAGUACAUCUUGGGAGGCAUUUGCGUGGGCAUCGGCACUCGAGCUGGCAAGGGCUGCACUUCGGGACACGGCAUUUGUGGCCUGCCCCGGCUGUCGCUGCGGAGCUGGAUUGCGGUGCCUACAUUUAUGGCAGUAGCAGCGAUCACAGUCCUGGUCACCCGCCACGCGAUCAGACCAUACAAUGUGGAGUACAACUCGCAGAUCGCGCCGACGCAAUGGCCACCGGAGUGGGAAUUUCCGAUUUUCGCCCUGCUCUCCUCCCUUGCCCUUGUGGCACUGAGCGUCCUCCUGCCCACAAAGCCACGGAAGUUCGUCUCGCCUUUGUGCUCGGGCAUCAUCUUCGCCUUGGGCCUCGGCGCCAGCGGCAUGACUUCCCAAGCCAAGGUGCUGAACUUCUUGGACUUCGCAGGAUAUUGGGAUCCUUCCCUGGCCUUCGUCAUGGGCUGCGGCAUCUGUGUUAGCUUCCCUGCAUAUCUCAUCGCGGAACGAGGGGGCAAGCAGCCCUUCUCUGAGGGAUGCACUUUUGAGAACCCGCCGAAGAAAGGGAAUUACGUGCCGUUGCUGAUUGGUACCUCGCUAUUUGGGCUUGGCUGGGGUCUGGUGGGCGUUUGUCCUGGACCAGCCUUGGCCGGAGCCGCCCCGUAUAUCGCGGUGUGCAUACGCUCCGGUGACAUCCAGGAGCUGUACUUCACGGUUACCGCCAUCAUUGUGGUGAUAGCUUGGCUUGUGACUGACAGGCUAAUCGUGCAUUUUGGUCAGACGCAGUCGCCGGUGACUGCGACGACGGAACCAAAAACGGGCCAGUGA